Messenger RNA from Salvia miltiorrhiza (redroot sage), 599 nucleotides. Its product is annotated as bZIP transcription factor 53. Bases 1 to 417 code for a protein of 138 amino acids. The record is from RefSeq and is a predicted model, not a curated record. Gene Ontology annotation, biological process: positive regulation of DNA-templated transcription. NCBI's taxonomy places the organism in Eukaryota, Viridiplantae, Streptophyta, Magnoliopsida, Lamiales, Lamiaceae. The transcript has a single exon. Gene Ontology annotation, cellular component: nucleus. Gene Ontology annotation, molecular function: transcription cis-regulatory region binding; DNA-binding transcription factor activity.
AUGGCUUCAAAACAAUUGCCAACGAGCCCCGGCUCUGAUUGUGAUGAAAGGAAGAGGAAGCGGAAGCUGUCUAAUCGUGAAUCAGCGCGUAGGUCUCGGAUGAAGAAGCAGCAACGCUUGGAUGAGCUGAUUGGAGAGGAGGGCCGGAUAAAGGAGGAGAACAAGAAGCUGAGUCAGAUGAUUGAUACUACUGCUCAGCUGCACUUAAACGUUGCGUCCAACAAUAAUGUGCUGAGGGCUCAGAUUGCUGAACUCACUGACCGCCUCAGGUCGCUCAAUUCUGUACUUCAGAUUGCCUCCGAGGUGAGCGGCCUUGUGAUUGAUAUUCCAGACAUCCCGGAUGCCUUGCUCGAGCCGUGGCAGCUGCCUUGCCCGAUUCAGUCUGCCCCUGCUUCUGUUGAUAUGUUCCAAUGCUGAAAUGGUGGAGUGGAGGAAGUUUCUGAUGGUGAAUGUUGAUGUUGUACUAGCCCUGUUAGCCUUAGGUGUAGUCUCAUAUGUUAAUCCUGCAAUUGUUACCACAACAAUGAUUAGGUUGUGGUCGGAUUUGCUCAUUUGCACUAUUCUUAUUUAAUCUAUUGAAUUGAAAUUGCUCUUCUUUA